Messenger RNA from Anolis carolinensis (green anole), 6297 nucleotides. RefSeq names its product zinc finger and SCAN domain-containing protein 2-like. Lineage: Eukaryota; Metazoa; Chordata; Lepidosauria; Squamata; Anolidae. The record is from RefSeq and is a predicted model, not a curated record. Gene Ontology annotation, molecular function: RNA polymerase II cis-regulatory region sequence-specific DNA binding; DNA-binding transcription factor activity, RNA polymerase II-specific. The transcript has a single exon. Gene Ontology annotation, biological process: regulation of transcription by RNA polymerase II. The coding region runs from base 3254 to 4486 and encodes 410 amino acids.
GGAGUAGUUUGGGUAUCUUUAGCUGAGAGGGAAAGAAAGGCCGAGGGGACAGGAGAGCCAAUAUGGGGAAGGAUGUCCCACUGAGGAGAAAAGGGCAAGUUUUUCCUGCUACUCUGGAGACUAAAAUGGAAAGCAGUUGAUUCACAUUGUGGGAAAGAAGCUUCCAACUAAACAUUGGGAAGCAUUUCUGGAUGGCAAGAGCAGUUCAGCCGUGGAAGCCUGGUCCCUUCUCAGGAGCCUCCCUUCCCAAGCCCUGGCCUUCCACUUCCGGGGACUCCAUGUCCCAGAAUCCCUGAUCUUGGGCCAAGGCAGCUGAGGCUUCUGGGUGCUAAAGUCCAAGAAAUCCCAGAGGAAUAGAGUUUGGGAAUCCCUGCUCAAGAGAGUGGAGGGAAUAAUGAUAAUAAUAGUAAUAGUAAUAACUUUAUUUCUAACCCUCCCUCUCUCCCCAAAGGGAAUGGCUCUCUUGGACUACAACGCCCAGAAACCCUCCUGGCAUGAGGGUUGGAGGAACCUGGGAGUUCUAUCCCAAGACAAAUAUCUCCCAAGUCCUUGAGGAGGAGGCGGGGGAGGGGGAGGCGGCAGCCUUGGCCUAGGACUGAGACACGAGGAAUCCCCGAAGCCAGCGGGUUGGGAGAGACCCCAAGGGCCACCCAGCCCCACCCCCUUCUGCCAGGCAGGGAAACACAAUCCAAAUCCUCCCCCAAAGACUCUAAAAUCAAUGUGUUGUCAAAGGCUUUCAUGGCCGGGAUCACAGGGUUGUUGUAUGUCUUUCGGGCUGUGUGGCCAUGUUCCAGAAGCAUUCUCUCCUGACAUUUCGCCCACAUCUAUGGCAGGCAUCCUCAGAGGUUAAAAUCAGUAAAUAAAAAUCAACACUCAAAAAAUGAGAAUUGCAGGCAUGAAACAAUGGGUCAGCUAACACCUCCCAACAAAGGAUUCCCCCAGGCAGAAAGCAGGCAGGCUUUAAAAAUGAAAUUCAGUGUCAAUCAAGGUGGCCAGCUGCAACAUUCACACUUGCCUCAGGCAGACAAGAGUUCUUUCUCCCACCCUUGUCAUUACACAGAUAUAUAAACCCCACGUGCCUAGUUUCCAACAGACCUCCAUUAUGAAAACGGGUGCCUUUUGGGAGAUUGGAAUGGAGUGAUUUCACCAAAGAAAGACAAACUCUCGGGGAGGGGGAUGCAAAGAAUAUACUGUAUAUACGCAAGUAUAAGCCUCUCCUCCUUUCCCGUGCAGCGCACGCCUUCCUCUCCUCGGCACUCGUCUUUCCCACUUUUCUUUAUUCGUAUACACACUGCAUUUCCCCCAAAAUGUAUAGUUAAAAUAAACUAUGGUGAUUAUUGGAAGAAUAUAUAAGCACAUUUACAUUGAAGAAGCUUAGAAUAAUAAUUUAAUCACAGUUGGAAAGUCUUAAAUUGCAGUUGUAUGUAAAUAUUCAAAAACAUUUAACCUUCUGAUGCCUCCAUUAAUUUUAUUGCUAUCUAUUUUUAUUUUGAAAUGUACCAGUACCUGCUGCAUUUCCCACCCCGUCUUAUACUUAAGUCAAUAGUUUUUCCCAGUUUUUUGUGUUAAAUUAGGUGCCUCGGCUUUUACUCGAGUAUAUACAGUACACAAUUUUCAGAAAGACAAAAUACUUUCUCUAGAAUGGAAAAGAUAUGGAUAUCUGCCAAACUCAAAACCUGUUCAAAAGACAGAACUCCUACCCAAAACUAUCUCAGAUCAUAAUCCAGUGACUCUAGUAAUUAAAAAGGAAGUAAAAAAUGGCCCUUCCCCAUUUCGGCCUAUUUCGGCACAUGUUGCACUUUGCCUGGGUUCUAUGAAUUAGACUCCAGUGUUAAUAUUGUAUGUUUUAUGUUGAUUUAACGAUUGUUUUUACUGUAAUUGAUGUUUUUAUUGGAUAACUGUUUUAUUGCUGUGUUUUGAUAUUUGAUUGUUUUAUCGGGCAAGGCCCCAUGUAAGCCGCCCCGAGUCCCUUCGGGGAGAUGGGGCGGGGUAUAAAAAUAAAGUUAUUAUUAUUAUUAUUAAAAACACUUAGAUGGCAGCUGAAUGAAUCACUACUGCAAAAGGAGGACGUAAUUGAGAAUUUGAAAGAAAAACUGAAAGAAUAUUUGGAACUUAAUUUAAAUCAAGUUACAGAUAUUCAAACAGUAUGGGAUGCCAGUACAGCUUAUAUUAGAGGAUACUUUAUAAAAUGCAACACUGAAAUGAGAAAGAAUAGACAGAAAUAUUUUCAGAUAAUUUCAGAUGAUAUUAAAAAAAGAAGAGGAGUUAAAGAAAAAUCCUUUGAAUUCAAACAUUCUAACUCAGAUAAAACUCCUACAAAAGCAAUUAUUGUGUUACUAGUUAAUGAAUUGGAAACUAAAAUAAAGAAUGCAAAAAAAAAUAUUUUGAAUCAGCUAACAAACCAAGGAAAUAGUUAGCAUAUACGUUGAGGAAAGAAAGCCCAAAAAUGUAAUUGUCAAUUCUUUAUUUAUGUAUUUAUUUAUUUAUGACAUUUCUACCUGCCUUUCUCUACCCUGAAGGGGACUUACUGUUAAGAUACAACAUGACGAUAAAAUAUUAAUAGAUGAUAUCAAUAUUCAACAGGCUUUAAAACAUUAUUACAUUAAUUUAUAUAAGGCUGACCACAUAUCUCUACAAGACAUUGAGAAUAAUUUAAUUCAGCGAAAGAUGCCAAAAAUAAAUGUUCACAGUUCACAGCCUGUUAUGCCUUCAGCUUUGCUGCAUUGUUGGAUUUUAAUCAGUAGAGUUGGAUUUUAUUUUGUGCAGAGUAUCUUUGCGCACCGUCCCCUUUGGACCUGAGGAGGGAUUGUUUGUUGUUGGGCAAGUGUUAAAGUAUUUGUCACCAGGCAAUGGGCUCACCCUCUUCCCCUGGGUUUGUUACAGCACGAGACUUGUUUUUCAUGUUCCAUGAGAUCUUUCUCUGUUCAACUCCUGAAGAGAUUUUCCCCUCAUUUGUCUGCAGGUAACUUCUGAAAAAGCUCUGCAAAGAAUACGUUGUGAGAGCUUUGCCCAAGGAGUGCUCUAAGUCUAAAGGGACUUCAAAAUACACAGCAAUGACAACAAGAAAAAAUAAGUAGUAAAAAUAUAUUUCAAGUUACAAACCUAUGCAGUUAAGAGGAGGAAAUAAGAUUGUGCUGAAAAAAGAGAGGCUUGGGAAAGCGAGCAGAAGGCUACAGCAAUACAAAGACUGUGCUGCUCAGGAGGUUAUAUCUGUGAACCCCUGGCAUAAUAUUUGAAUUAUAAAUAUAAAAGAAUGGCAAGUCCUCUACCUCCCUAUCCUAGAUCACACACAGGGGAGAAGUUACAUCAGUGUCUGGAAUGUGGGAAACAAUUUGAUUGGAAAAGUUCUCUUACUAGACAUGAAAGGACCCACACAGGGGAGAAGCCAUAUGAAUGUGUGGAAUGUGGAAAGAGCUUCAGUCAGAGUGACAAUCUACAUUCCCAUCAAAGGACCCACACAGGGGAGAAGCCAUAUAAAUGCAUAGAAUGUGGAAAGAGCUUCAGUCAGAGUGGCAGUCUACGUUCUCAUCAAAGGACCCACACAGGGGAGAAGCCACAUAAAUGCAUGAAAUGUGGAGAAAGCUUCAGUCACAGUGGCAGUCUACGUUCCCAUCAAAAGACCCACACAGAGGAGAAGCCACAUAAAUGCGUAGAAUGCGGAAAGAGCUUCAGUCACAGUGGCAAUCUACGUUCCCAUCAAAGGACCCACACAGGGGAGAAGCCAUAUAAAUGCAUGGAAUGUGGAAAGAGUUUCAGUCAGAGUGGACAUCUACGUUCUCAUCAAAGGACCCACACAGGGGAGAAGCCACAUAAAUGCAUGAAAUGUGGAGAAAGCUUCAGUCACAGUGGCAGUCUACGUUCCCAUCAAAAGACCCACACAGGGGAGAAGCCACAUAAAUGCGUAGAAUGCGGAAAGAGCUUCAGUCACAGUGGCAAUCUACGUUCCCAUCAAAGGACCCACACAGGGGAGAAGCCAUAUAAAUGCAUAGAAUGUGGAAAGAGCUUCAGUCAGAGUGACAGUCUACGUUCCCAUCAAAGGACCCACACAGGGGAGAAGCCAUAUAAAUGCAUAGAAUGUGGAAAGAGCUUCAGUCAGAGUGACAGUCUACGUUCCCAUCAAAGGACCCACACAGGGGAGAAGCCAUAUAAAUGCAUAGAAUGUGGAAAGAGCUUCAGUCAGAGUGACAGUCUACGUUCCCAUCAAAGGACCCACACAGGGGAGAAGCCAUAUAAAUGCAUAGAAUGUGGAAAGAGUUUCAGUCAGAGUGGACAUCUACGUUCCCAUCAAAGGACCCACACAGGGGAGAAGCCACAUAAAUGCAUGAAAUGUGGAGAAAGCUUCAGUCAGAGUGACAGUCUACGUUCCCAUCAAAAGACCCACACAGGGGAGAAGCCACAUAAAUGCAUGAAAUGUGGAGAAAGCCUCAGUCAGAGUGACAGUCUACGUUCCCAUCAAAGGACCCACACAGAGGAGAAGUCACCUUAAUGCACGGAAUAGGAACAGAGCUUUAGAAAAAGUUCAGCAUACAGUAGACAUCACAGAACUCAUGUACCUCUAGAGGAGACGGGCCUUUGAGUUUCCGAAUCUAUAAAAACACAUUGGAAGGAAAGAGGAAGGCCAGCACCUUGCUCUCUCUCCACCAUGAAUCGGAGUUUGUGUGGCCUUGGUUGACGGCUACUGGGAGCAGGUGUCACUCAGAAUGGCAGCAAGCUUGGAAGGGGUUCACCUAACCUCCUCCGCAAAGAGACCCAUUGCAGGCUUCUAGGAUGAUGUGUGAAGGUUUGCUGAAAUGAGCAGCAGCAGAGAUCUCUGGAUUAAAGGGUUCUGAAAAAGAAUAGCUCUUUGGUUGCAGAUAACGUCAUAUCUUCAUACUCCUGCCUUAUUUCUUGGCUCUUCUGCAUUCAAUGGCAUCAAUUGUUUCCCAUGCAUGUGUACUGUAUGUACUGUGAUCUGUCCUGAGUCCCUUGGUUGAAAUUUUGGGUGCUAGCCCUGUACUUUUAACCCUUUUCUGGACUUUGUUGUAUCCUGAAUCAUUGACUCUAAAUUCUGGACUGACGUCUAGGUUUCGUAUAUGGACUUGGACUUUGUUUGUAUCCCUGACUUUCUGGCUUGACUUUGGGACUCUAAAUUCGGUUUGUACUCUUGAUUUCUUGGUUGUUGUUUUAUCAACUCAGCUGAAUGAACUCCUGGCAUGUGACUGUUGGGACUGUGACCUUGGUUCUUGUUAAUUUUCACUCCUGACCUGUAUCUGCAGUACUCAACUUGUCCGCAAUAAUUGGACUCUUGACCUGCACUUGUAUUCAUUGUUCCUUCAACUGUGUUGCUCCAAUUAUUUUAGCUCAGUGGCUCCCAACCUUUUUUUAACUAGGGAUCAUUUGUCAAGGGACCACUCUCCAAAAUUAGUACCAGAAGGGUUAUAAAUCAGUUUUUGGUCAACUUUAGAUUUGGUUUGGUUAUUUGGAGUGAUGAUUCAGAAAAUUGCAUUGGAUAGACCACGUCAGCUCUCAUUCCUGAUAUGCCAUCCAGUUAGUCGUCAUCUGCUCGCCCACAGAAAACCAUAUUUAAUAAUCCUCAGGACUAUAAGAGGGUUUCGCAAGACCAGUCACUCUCAUUGUAAUGGUGUAGUAACUGUGAGGCUGUGAACCCUAUUUUAGUUCUUGCGGACCACUGGUGGUCCAUGGACCCCAGGUUGGGAACCACUGUUUUAGCUGGACUGAAGACUUUAGUUUUCCUAUAAAAUAAUAUGGUCUUGUCUUGUGUUUGCUUAAUAAACCUCAGACUUUAUACCGAGAGAGCCCUGGAACAUGAGACCAUCAGCCUUGCUUUGUGUGUACUUAUCCCUGUGUAGAGUGAAACCCUUUCUGGAUAUGAGACUGUUCAAUCCCCACCUUUGGCAAAGGGUCCAUUAGGACACACAGUAUCCUUCCCCAACUGCAGAGAAUGGAAGACAAAAAAUGACUACAACGACUGAUGAAGAUUCAUGAAUCCGUUGAGAUGGACAUAUUAACUACAUUCAUGAAGUAUAGAACCGCAUUGAAAGGAAAUAAGAGAUACAAAUCAUAUAGUGAGUGAGUUUUGUAAAUUAGCGUUUGAUGUCAGUUAGUUUUGUUCUUAUUGUCCAAGGUGUGUGUCCUUGUUCCCUUUAUAUUUGUUAAAUAGUCCUUUUUUUAAAAAAAUGUACCAAAAUUAUUAUUUGUAUAAAAUAUUGUUUUUAAAUACCAAAAUUGUAAUUUGUGUAAACAUGCUUUGAUUUGUUUUUCUUCUUUAGUCUUUGAAUAAAUAUUGUUUUUUAAAAA